AUGCGUAUUCUACAUAAAUGGAAGAAAACUGCUGAAGAAUUGCCGCGCUUUUGGUUUGUUGAUCGUUUACAUCAUGUAGUCAAUGCAAGAGCAUCGUUAGAUGAAACGGAACGUCGCAUUGAUCUCCUUCAACUAAUGCUCGAUGUUGCUACUUCAAAUGAAAUCAAGGAUGAUAAUAAUAGUGAUGUCAUACCGAAAAAGCUUCAGUAUGAAGAAGUCGUCAAUAAUGCAUUUUUGUUUAUGAUUGCUGGUUAUGAAACAACAUCAACGGCACUCACCUAUUGUACGUAUAUUUUGGCAACACACCCUACUGUUCAAGAAAAACUUCGUAAAGAAAUUGAAGAAUAUCCAGAUAACAACGAAAGUGACUAUGAUCGAGUUCAUAAUAUGGUCUAUCUAGAUUCGUUUAUACGAGAAGUUUUACGAAUGUUUCCUAUUGCACCUAAAGCUACAACAAGGGAAUGUAAUACAACAACGACUGUUUGUAGUUACGUCAUAGAAAAAGGAAGUGUCAUUCAACCGGAUAUGCUUUCGUUGCAUUAUGAUCCAAAUUUAUGGGGUCCUGAUGAUCCAAAUUUGUUUAUACCUGAACGACAUUUGACUCGACGACAUCCAGUUGCAUACAUGCCAUUUGGUCAAGGUCCACGCAAUUGUGUUGGAAUGCGAUUUGCACUAAUGGAAAUCAAAUCGUGUUUGGUUCAUCUUCUUACUCAAUACAUUAUCUUGCCUGGUGAUGAAAUGGAACAAAAAUUCAAAAUUCUUGAUGUACAUUUCGUUCGUCAGCCAGAAGCUCUCUAUAUUAAGCUUGCAAAACGCUUUUGA
Molecule: messenger RNA, 822 nt
Organism: Rotaria sordida
Lineage: Eukaryota; Metazoa; Rotifera; Eurotatoria; Philodinida; Philodinidae
Source: the annotation of a GenBank genome assembly